UUAUUUUUAGCAUUAUGGGAGUUUGUUUUGUUAUUGGAUUUUUCUUGUUGCUCCCUUGGUGUAUUUGUUGUAUGCCUUUUUGCAUUGAUUCCUGCUUGGAUGUUGAACACUUAUGUCCUUCCUGCAAAAAACCUUUGGGAAGGUUUUCUCGAAUUUAAAAAAAAUUUUUUUGGAAGAAUC
Meloidogyne enterolobii is the source of this 180-nucleotide messenger RNA. The record is from the annotation of a GenBank genome assembly. Lineage: Eukaryota; Metazoa; Nematoda; Chromadorea; Rhabditida; Meloidogynidae.